GAACUUUGCCCUGCUUUGAGUCAGGAAAAACAAGAGGAGUAUAAAUAGGAGGAGCCGUGCUGCAGUGAGUUGUUUUCGUCUAAAGGCAGCUCAGUGAGGAUCACUGCUGAAGGAUUUUAAGUGAACACGUCAGUGGGUCUGUUGGUUGGAGGCAUGUGGAAGGCACUUAGCCUUACUCUGGCUCUCUGCCUGCUAGCGGGCUGCAGCGCAGAGAGCGAAGGAGACGGAGCCCGCUGUAAACUCCCCCCCGUGUGGAACAUAGGAGAGGCAGAGCCCAUGAAGGAAGCUCUCGGACGGGUUACAGUGGUUGCUUACCUCCAGGCCAGCUGAUUAUUCUGCUUGGAGCAAGCAUCAAAGGUGAACGGCUUGCUCCUGAAGUUGGAGAACCAAGGCUAUGUAAACAUAACUUACAUGGUGGUAAACAACAGAGAGGAAAGGUCCCAACGGCUCCACCACUUGCUCAAGGAAAGGUUGUCUGAGAGUAUCACGCUGUACGGCCAAGACCCCAACCAGCCUGACAUCUGGCAGGCGGUAAACGCUGUGAAGGAUGACAUUUUGAUCUAUGACAGGUGUGGCCGACUCACUUACCAUCUAUCUCUUCCUUACACCAUCCUGAGUUACCCAUACGUGGAGGAGUCUAUAAGAAGUACUAAUUGUAAACGUAUUUGUGGAGAGUGCGACAUGGAGACUUCAUCUGAACUCGAGGAGUGCAACAAAACAGCAGAUGACAAACCUGAGGAGACUCGUGUAAUAGCAGAAGAAGAGCGUACCAAUGGAGAGCCCGAUCGUCACCAUCAUGGUCAUCAUGGUCACCACCACCAUCAUGGUCACCACCACCAUCAUCGGCAUCACCAAGACACACUGGAGAGGCAACCCCAACAGCAUCGUCAUGAGGGUCACCAACACGGCCAACAACAGGUUGAUGUGGGUCAAGUCCAACUCAGCCAGGUAGACUUCGGUCAGGUUGCCCUCAAUGAGCCACCAGUCAUGAAAAAGCCUUGAGCUAAGCACUUGAGGUGAAAAGUUCAGUACAGCUGACAGCAGGGGGCAGACUCUCCCUCGGUCAGCUGAUGCUGACACUGACGACAGCUGUUUUCUGAGGAGGGCAAAGGGCACUCGGCAGGUCUCUGACAGUGUGAGGAGGCACUUCCGGCCUCCUGACACUGACAGGGCCUGAGGGGGGAGGAAAAUCAGAUAAGAGAGACCUGACAGUGACGUACCGCCCCCCCAGCUGAAUGACAGCUGUCGCAGCCGAUCUGAGUCUGACCAGCAGGUACCACGAGUUGAGUGUGACAGGAGAAGUAAACUGCUGGUCAGUGCUUUGGAUUGUGCUUGCCAACUAGUAUUUACACCUCAGUGUGUGGCGGCACUGGAUUUUGAAAUUCGAUUUCCAAAUUGGGUCUUAAAAAUUAUGUUAUCAGAGUCAACUAAGAAACAUCUGAAAAGCAUAAGGUUGACAUCUUGUUAUUUGUAUUAAAUCGGUGGGGCAACAAACUAGUCCAGUGUCUGAUUCCUCCUGAGAGUGUGUCGGGUGUAGUCAUGUGAUGGUUUUUCGCCUCUAUAGGCUUUAUGUGGCUUUUAUGAAGGCAGGUGCAGAAACUAUGUCCUAGUGGUGCCUGUCAGAUGUUAGUCCACGUAGAGCGGAGGGCAAAGGCCAUGUAACAUUCUGCACUCUUUGAUAAACCCAAAAGAAGUUACUAUGCAAACAUAUUGGGUAAUAUAAGAAGUGUUUUAAUCUGAUAUUCAAAAAAGAUGCUAUUCUAUAUGAAAGUUGUAUGAAAGGUUAUUUGGAAGUAGGCAGAGAAAUUUUGAUCAAACUAGAACCAAACACUGUUUGAAUACAACAUAAAGAGAAAUCUCUGGAAUUGUUUUUUAUUUUAAUCUUGUUACUAACACUGACAUAACAUACUUUAUAUUACAGUUAAUGGAUCAUAAAGAAAUGAUGAAAACAUCUAACAUAUGCUACACAUUUAUUAAUAGUUAUUGGUAUUGGUAAAGGUUAGGUCACGGUUGGCUUGGGGAGAAUUGUUUGGAACGUUUUACAUAGGCCUACUUAAUGAAAGUUUUCUGGGAAAUGUUUUAUCACCUGGAAGACCUGAAAAAAACUGUAUGCAAAAUGUAUGUUGUGUCAAAGAAGGUAUGUGGGAAGUAUGUUUGUGACCAAGAUCAAAUCAAAUAAAGUUUUGACUUACAUGAA
Molecule: messenger RNA, 2197 nt
Organism: Triplophysa rosa
Lineage: Eukaryota; Metazoa; Chordata; Actinopteri; Cypriniformes; Nemacheilidae
Gene: selenop
Product: selenoprotein P
Exons: 5
Biological process (GO): selenium compound metabolic process
Cellular component (GO): extracellular region
Molecular function (GO): selenium binding
Source: RefSeq, a predicted model, not a curated record